UUAAACUUGUGCAUCUGUUUAACAAGAUUUAUAAUUCUAUCUUAAAAUUAAUCAUUUGAGUUAUGUGUUUCCAUUGAUCGUUGCACAUAGAAUCUAUCUGAAUAAAAAACAAACGGAAGAAGCUUAAAAAAAAGUAGUCAAAUAGUCAAGAAACAUCGGGACGGUUAAGAAACAAUGUUCAUUACUAUAUUGGUAUUUUCUAUGUUUAUUUUAUUGGUAUAUAAUUAUUAUGUGUAUCAUAAAAAAUACCGACAACUUCUUAAUCUUAUACCGAGACCAUCGGGUUUUCCGAUUAUUGGCAAUGCGCUCCAAUGCUAUGUGUCAGAAGAGAAAUUAUGGAAGCUCUUCUGUAAAUUGUCUGAUGAAUAUUAUCCCAUUAUUAAAUUCGGGUUUUUUUUUAUAUAUGGAGUGGGUAUCCGUCAUCCAGACGAUAUAGAGACGAUACUAAGCAGUACUAAGCACAUCGAGAAAAGUUUUCUGUAUAACGUUGUUCAUCCUUGGUUAAAUACAGGUCUUGUAACUAGUACAGCGAUUAAGUGGCGGGCGCGGCGAAAGAUGUUAACACCUGCAUUCCAUUAA
Camponotus floridanus (Florida carpenter ant) is the source of this 579-nucleotide messenger RNA. RefSeq names its product cytochrome P450 4C1-like. The coding region runs from base 175 to 579 and encodes 134 amino acids. Lineage: Eukaryota; Metazoa; Arthropoda; Insecta; Hymenoptera; Formicidae. The transcript is spliced from 5 exons. The record is from RefSeq and is a predicted model, not a curated record. Gene Ontology annotation, molecular function: iron ion binding; oxidoreductase activity, acting on paired donors, with incorporation or reduction of molecular oxygen; monooxygenase activity.